CUCCCGCCCGGAGCGAGGACCCCGACGCGUUGUUUUGGAGGGUUUAACCCCGCGGGAAUCGGCGUCCCCCUCGCUCCCACCCGCGGGAUGCGCGGCCGGUGACGGUCCAAGUUAGCGCAGAGUCCCUCCGGUGUGAAGUGCAGAGAAAGCGCAGGAGUUUGCUGGAAGAUGGAGCCUGGUUUGAAGAUGAACGCAGGGGAUCCUCUGUGAGUGGCCAGUGCCAGCGUCUGUGAUGCAGUCUGGGCUUCAGUCACACACUCCACUGGAUAAAGGGUGCUAGCAGCAUGAUCUCGGAAAGGGACUCGGAGACCACCUUCGAGGAGGAUUCGCAGCCCAACGAUGAGGUGGUGCCGUACAGCGACGACGAAACGGAGGACGAGCUGGACGGUCGGCAGCCUGGGGCUGAACUGGGACCCAACCCAGGCAGCAGGGACCCCGAGGAGAGCAGAGAGCCUGGCAAGAAAGACUGCAACUGGCAAGUUAAAGCAAACGACCAGCGUUUCUAUGACCAGCCGGGCUUCAAGAGAACAAUCUUCCUGUGCUUCAAGAAAAGCAAAUAUGCGGGAAAUGCAAUUAAGACAUACAAGUACAACCCCAUCACUUUUCUACCUCUGAAUCUGUUUGAACAGUUCAAGAGAGCAGCCAACUUCUAUUUCCUGGUUCUUCUCAUUUUGCAGGCGAUUCCUGAAAUCAGUACCCUGUCAUGGUACACAACUCUGGUGCCCUUGCUGCUGGUGCUGGGAAUAACUGCAGUCAAAGACCUGGUGGAUGACAUUGCUCGUCACAGGAUGGACAACGAGGUCAAUAACAGGACAUGUGACGUCAUCAAGGAUGGAAGGUUCAAAGCCACUAAAUGGAAAGAUAUUAAAGUUGGUGAUGUUGUUCGUCUGAAGAAAAAUACUUUUGUUCCUGCUGAUAUUUUGCUGCUGUCCAGCUCAGAACCAAACAGUUUGUGCUAUGUGGAGACAGCUGAACUGGAUGGUGAGACUAACUUAAAAUUCAAAAUGGCCCUAGAGGUGACACACAGACACCUUCAGGAAGAAAGUGCCCUGGCAGACUUUGAUGGCCUGGUUGAAUGUGAAGAACCCAAUAACCGGCUGGAUAAGUUUACAGGAAUGUUAUCCUGGAGAGACUCACUUUAUCCCCUGGAUGCAGAUAAGAUUUUGUUGCGUGGCUGUAAGAUCAGGAACACAGACUUCUGCCAUGGAAUGGUCAUAUUUGCAGGUGCUGACACAAAAAUAAUGAGAAAUAGUGGAAGGACAAGAUUUAAAAGGACAAAAAUUGACUCCCUUAUGAACUACAUGGUUUAUACUAUCAUCGUGGUCCUCAUCCUGCUGUCGGCGGGGCUGGCCAUCGGCCACACCUACUGGGAGCAGCAGAUUGGCAACUCCUCCUGGUACCUGUACGACGCCCAGGACUCCAGCCCUGCCUACCGGGGCUUCCUCACCUUCUGGGGCUACAUCAUUGUCCUCAACACCAUGGUGCCCAUCUCCCUCUACGUGAGUGUGGAAGUGAUUCGCUUCGGCCAGAGCUAUUUCAUCAACUGGGACCUGCAGAUGUACUACCCCGAGAAGGACACGGCUGCCAAGGCCAGGACCACCACGCUCAACGAGCAGCUGGGCCAAAUCCAGUACAUCUUCUCUGACAAGACUGGAACCCUCACACAGAACAUCAUGACCUUUAAAAAGUGCUGCAUAAACGGGCAAAGAUAUGGGGACUGCCGGGAUGCAGCAGGGCAGCUCCAGAGCCACGCAGAGCAAGUUGAUUUCAGCUGGAAUGCGUACGCAGAUGGGAAGUUCUUAUUCUACGAUCACUAUCUGAUAGAGCAAAUAAAGGCUGGAAAGGAGCCAGAAAUCCAGAAGUUCUUUUUUCUGCUUGCUAUUUGUCACACAGUCAUGGCUGACACUUCUGAUGGCCAGCUCCACUACCAGGCGGCGUCCCCGGACGAGGGGGCCCUGGUGACGGCCGCGCGCAACUUCGGCUACGUGUUCCUGUCCCGGACGCAGAACACCAUCACCAUCAGCGAGAUGGGCGUCCAGAGGACCUACGAUGUCCUGGCCAUCCUGGAUUUCAACAGCGACAGGAAGAGGAUGUCUGUCAUUGUGAGAGAGUCCGGUGGCCAUAUCAGGCUGUAUUGCAAAGGGGCUGAUACGGUGAUUUACGAGCGGCUGCACCCCAGCAACGUCAAGAGAGAAGCCACAGAAGAGGCCCUUGAUGUCUUUGCAAAUGAAACUCUCAGGACACUCUGCCUGUGCUAUAGAGACAUAAGCCAGGAUGAAUUUGAAGUGUGGAAUAAAAAGUUUCUGGAGGCCAGUUUAGCUACAAGUCACCGGGAUGAAGCUCUGGACAAAGUGUAUGAGGAAAUAGAAAAAAACUUGAUUCUGCUUGGUGCAACAGCUAUUGAAGACAAACUACAGGAUGGAGUUCCAGAAACUAUCUCCAGACUCUCCAAAGCAGACAUUAAAAUCUGGGUGCUUACUGGUGACAAAAAAGAAACUGCUGAAAAUAUUGGAUUUUCUUGUGAACUCCUAACAGAGGACACAGCCAUCUGCUAUGGAGAAGAUACCAGUGCUCUCCUUCAAACGAGGCUGGAAAACCAGAGGAACAGGGCUGGCUCCAGUCCACAUUCCUCUCUGAGAAUGAACGAGCCAUUCUUCCAGGGCAGCAAAGACCGGGCUCUGAUCAUCACGGGCUCCUGGCUGAACGAAAUCCUGCUGGAGAAGAAAAAGAAGAAAAAGAAACUUAAACUGAAAUUCCCCAGAACAGCAGAAGAGAAGAAGAAACAAAGUGAGAAAAGGAGAAGGGCAGAGGCCUACAAGGAGCAGCAGCAGAAGAACUUUGUUGAUCUGGCCUGCGAGUGCAGGGCUGUGAUCUGCUGCCGUGUGACACCCAAGCAGAAGGCCAUGGUGGUGGAGCUGGUGAAGAAGUACAAGAAGGCCAUCACCCUGGCCAUCGGGGACGGGGCCAAUGAUGUGAACAUGAUCAAAACUGCCCACAUUGGAGUCGGGAUCAGUGGCCAGGAGGGCAUGCAGGCUGUCAUGUCGAGUGACUACUCCUUCGGGCAGUUCCGCUACCUCCAGCGGCUGCUGCUGGUCCACGGGCGCUGGUCCUACAUCAGGAUGUGCAAGUUCCUGAGAUACUUCUUCUACAAAAACUUCGCUUUCACGCUGGUCCACAUCUGGUACUCGUUCUUCAAUGGCUUCUCUGCCCAGACAGCCUACGAGGACUGGUUCAUCACAGUGUACAACGUGCUGUACUCCAGCCUCCCGGUCCUGCUCGUCGGCUUGUUCGACCAGGAUGUGAGCGACAAACUGAGCCUUCGUUUCCCCAGACUUUAUGUUUUGGGUCAGAGAGAUUUACUUUUCAACUACAAGAAGUUCUUUCUAAGUUUGCUCCAUGGAGCUGUAACUUCACUGAUCAUCUUCUUCAUCCCAUACGGAGCCUACCUUGUAUCUAUGGGACAAGAUGGAGAAGGCCCUGCAGAUUAUCAGUCCUUUGCUGUCACAGCAGCAUCCUCUUUGAUAUUUGUGGUCAAUUUUCAGAUUGGCCUGGAUACAUCUUACUGGACUUUUGUUAAUGCUUUUUCAGUAUUUGGGAGUAUUGCACUUUACUUUGGGCUCACAUUUGACUUUCACAGUGCUGGAAUCCAUGUUCUCUUCCCUUCUGUCUUUCAGUUCACAGGAGCUGCUCCGAAUGCUCUGCGGCAGCCAUACCUUUGGCUUACCAUGAUUUUAACCAUUGCCAUUUGCUUACUGCCUGUAGUGGCACAGCGCUUUCUGUCCAUGACAAUCUGGCCUUCAGAGAGCGAUAAA
Zonotrichia albicollis (white-throated sparrow) is the source of this 3812-nucleotide messenger RNA. NCBI's taxonomy places the organism in Eukaryota, Metazoa, Chordata, Aves, Passeriformes, Passerellidae. The record is from RefSeq and is a predicted model, not a curated record.